This is a messenger RNA of Balaenoptera ricei (Rice's whale), 5233 nucleotides long. It is a transcript of the gene NPEPPS, whose product is annotated as aminopeptidase puromycin sensitive. Gene Ontology annotation, molecular function: peptide binding; zinc ion binding; metalloaminopeptidase activity. Bases 144 to 2999 code for a protein of 951 amino acids. The transcript has 25 exons. The record is from RefSeq and is a predicted model, not a curated record. Lineage: Eukaryota; Metazoa; Chordata; Mammalia; Artiodactyla; Balaenopteridae. Gene Ontology annotation, cellular component: cytoplasm. Gene Ontology annotation, biological process: proteolysis; peptide catabolic process.
GCCCCCUUCCCUGUAGGCAGCCGGCCCGGCAGCCCGCGCGUCCGCACUGCCUGCCUCCCGGCCCCUGGCGCUCGGGCUGGGUCUCUCCCCCGCCCCCAGGCUCCCCCGAUCGCUCUCCUCAGGCGGUCGCCGGCGCUCGGUGGAUGUGGCUGGCAGCCGCCGCCCCCUCCCUCGCUCGCCGCCUGCUCUUCCUCGGCCCUCCGCCUCCUCCCCUCCUCCUUCUCCUCCUCAGCCGCUCCUCUCGCCGCCGCCGCCUCCACAGCCUGGGCCUCGCCGCGAUGCCGGAGAAGAGGCCCUUCGAGCGGCUGCCUGCCGACGUCUGCCCCAUCAAUUACAGCCUUUGCCUCAAGCCCGACUUGCUGGACUUCACCUUCGAGGGCAAGCUGGAGGCAUCCGCCCAGGUGAGGCAGGCAACCAAUCAGAUUGUGAUGAAUUGUGCUGAUAUUGACAUUAUUACAGCUUCAUAUGUACCAGAAGGAGAUGAAGAUACUGCUUCUGCUCCAUUCUGUCCUCUCAUCUGCGCUCCUGAGAUUCCAGUUAAAGCCUUCCAGCUCUCCUGCCUGGAGACAAAGUUGUCAGAAAUACAUGCUACAGGAUUUAACUAUCAGAAUGAAGAUGAAAAAGUCACCUUGUCUUUUCCUAGUACUCUCCAACCAGGUACAGGAACUUUAAAGAUAGAUUUUGUUGGAGAGCUGAAUGAUAAAAUGAAAGGUUUCUAUAGAAGUAAAUAUACUACCCCUUCUGGAGAGGUGCGCUAUGCUGCUGUCACACAGUUUGAGGCUACUGAUGCCCGGAGAGCUUUUCCUUGCUGGGAUGAGCCUGCCAUCAAAGCAACUUUUGAUAUCUCACUGGUUGUUCCUAAAGACAGAGUAGCUUUAUCAAACAUGAAUGUAAUUGAUCGGAAACCAUAUCCUGAUGAUGAAAAUGUAGUGGAAGUGAAGUUUGCUCGCACACCUGUCAUGUCUACGUAUCUGGUGGCAUUUGUUGUGGGUGAAUAUGACUUUGUAGAAACAAGGUCAAAAGAUGGUGUGUGUGUCCGUGUUUACACCCCUGUUGGCAAAGCAGAGCAAGGAAAAUUUGCGUUAGAGGUUGCUGCUAAAACUCUGCCUUUUUAUAAGGACUACUUCAAUGUUCCUUAUCCUCUACCUAAAAUUGAUCUCAUUGCUAUUGCAGACUUUGCAGCUGGUGCCAUGGAGAACUGGGGCCUUGUUACUUAUAGGGAGACUGCAUUGCUUAUUGAUCCAAAAAACUCCUGUUCUUCAUCACGCCAGUGGGUUGCCCUGGUUGUGGGACAUGAACUCGCCCAUCAAUGGUUUGGAAAUCUUGUUACUAUGGAAUGGUGGACUCAUCUUUGGUUAAAUGAAGGCUUCGCAUCAUGGAUUGAAUAUCUGUGUGUAGACCACUGCUUCCCAGAGUAUGAUAUCUGGACUCAGUUUGUUUCUGCUGAUUACACACGUGCCCAGGAGCUUGAUGCUUUAGAUAACAGCCAUCCUAUUGAAGUCAGUGUGGGCCAUCCUUCUGAAGUUGACGAGAUAUUUGACGCUAUAUCAUAUAGCAAAGGUGCAUCUGUCAUCCGAAUGCUACAUGACUACAUUGGGGAUAAGGACUUUAAGAAAGGAAUGAACAUGUAUUUAACCAAGUUUCAACAAAAGAAUGCUGCCACAGAGGAUCUCUGGGAAAGUUUAGAAAAUGCCAGUGGUAAACCUAUAGCCGCUGUGAUGAAUACCUGGACCAAACAAAUGGGAUUCCCUCUCAUUUACGUGGAAGCGGAACAGAUAGAAGAUGACAGACUACUGAGGUUGUCCCAAAGGAAGUUCUGUGCCAGUGGACCAUAUGUUGGAGAAGACUGUCCCCAGUGGAUGGUUCCUAUCACAAUCUCUACUAGUGAAGAUUCCAGCCGUGCCAAAAUGAAGAUUCUAAUGGACAAGCCAGAGAUGAGUGUAGUUUUAAAAGAUGUCAAACCAGACCAGUGGGUGAAGUUAAACCUGGGAACCGUUGGGUUUUAUCGGACCCAAUACAGCUCAGCCAUGCUGGAAAGUUUAUUACCAGGCAUUCGUGACCUUUCUCUGCCCCCUGUGGAUCGACUUGGAUUACAGAAUGACCUCUUCUCCUUGGCUCGAGCUGGAAUCAUUAGCACUGUAGAGGUUCUAAAAGUCAUGGAGGCUUUUGUGAAUGAGCCCAAUUAUACUGUAUGGAGCGACCUGAGCUGUAACCUGGGGAUUCUCUCAACUCUCUUGUCCCACACAGACUUCUAUGAGGAAAUCCAGGAGUUUGUGAAAGAUGUCUUUUCACCUAUAGGGGAGAGACUGGGCUGGGACCCCAAGCCUGGAGAAGGUCAUCUAGAUGCACUCCUGAGGGGCUUGGUUCUGGGCAAACUAGGGAAGGCAGGACAUAAGGCAACGUUAGAAGAAGCCCGUCGUCGGUUUAAGGACCAUGUGGAAGGGAAACAGAUUCUCUCCGCUGAUUUGAGGAGUCCGGUCUAUCUGACUGUUUUGAAGCAUGGUGAUGGCACUACCUUAGACAUUAUGCUGAAGCUUCACAAACAAGCAGAUAUGCAGGAAGAGAAAAACCGGAUUGAAAGAGUCCUUGGGGCUACUCUUUCACCUGAAUUGAUUCAAAAAGUCCUCACGUUUGCACUUUCAGAAGAGGUACGUCCACAGGACACUGUAUCAGUAAUUGGUGGAGUGGCUGGAGGCAGUAAGCAUGGAAGGAAGGCUGCUUGGAAAUUCAUAAAAGACAACUGGGAAGAACUUUAUAAUCGAUACCAGGGAGGAUUCUUAAUAUCUAGACUAAUAAAGCUAUCAGUUGAGGGAUUUGCAGUUGAUAAAAUGGCUGGAGAAGUUAAGGCUUUCUUCGAGAGUCACCCAGCUCCUUCAGCUGAGCGUACCAUCCAGCAGUGUUGUGAAAAUAUCCUGCUGAAUGCUGCUUGGCUAAAGCGUGAUGCUGAGAGCAUCCACCAGUACCUCCUUCAGCGAAAGGCGUCACCACCCACAGCGUGAACCCCGGAGCAUGCCGCCACUGCGGUUCUGCUGCUUCAUGCAGGGAUAAGGUGGAGCAACCGAACAGCUGAUUCAUAUGCCAAGAAUUUGGAGUCUUCUUUCAAGCCAGUGGGGGUUGGACAAUGAAUGUAGUUAACUGGUUCCUGCUCACACUCCAGAAUUAAAUUCUAUUGAAAAAGGAAAAUCAGCAAUUCAGCAAAAAAAAUAAAAAAUAAAAAAAUGUAAAUAUGAUAGUAAUAAAAUAGAGCAUAACGAAACUGUGAAACUUCCUGAAGCCUUGUCAGUGGUUAAAAGUAUUUAACACUCUCCUGUUAAUGACAGAUGUUCUGUUUUUAUAACCUACCAAAAGGAAACUAGAGACUUCUGGGUAAAGAGGAUUUUUGUGAAAUGGGUUCUACAAGCAGCCUACAAGCCAAGGGUAGUGUCCAUUGCUGGGGAUGUUAAACAUGAAAGGCUGAUAGCUGGUAUAACAUAGAGUCUGUGCAUAAUCUCAAGUGGGUUUUUUUUUUUUUUUUUUUUUUUUUUUUGGCAUGGGGACUGAUCAGGAAGAUAUAUUUUCCUGCAUAACUCAAUCUGAACCAAGGAUUGUAGUUUUCCUCCUUGCUUUCCCUUCUGUGUGACCCCUUGGCAAAAAAAAAAAAAAAAAAAAAAAAGUUUAAAAAAAGCAACCUAUCCUGGUCUGGGUUUUUUCCUCCCCUAGUUCCAUCCCCAACCCACCACCCCGGUGUCCUUCUUAGAGAUAAAGAAAUAAUAAGGAAACAUCUUUUAUAGCCACAUUAAAUAAGAGAAACUGAUAUACAUUAUUUUUUUCUUUCUUUUUUAAGAUGACUUUUAAGAACCCUGAAAUGCAUAUAGGUGAGACAAUAGAAAUGAAAGGUUUUCAUCCAGGCCUUUCUGAAGGAGUUACUCUGCUGCAAAUGGUCUUAGUUGUCUGACAGGCCAACUGUUGAAUCUCUUUAUGACAGUAUCAACACUGGCUUCUUCUGGUUCAUUUCGGGCAUGUAAGAAGUCAUUGGUAACUGCUGCAGGGCCUGUAUAUUAGUGGUAACUGGUUUUAAAAACAACAAAGACUAUAAGCCUGUGUGUGCCACUCUGCUUCCACAGUGUAUCCUACUAACAAGCCUCACCAACCUAAUCCAGUAAAUUUUAAGUCUAAAUCUCAUUCCUUUCCUCUUUCCCUACCUUUUUUCUUUUCUUUUUCUUAAAAAAAAAUAUUUUUGUGUGUUAUUAACAGGAAUUCAUAUUUGGUGUGGCUUAACUGUAUUUCAGAAGGUCAUCAGAUUGUGAGACUGCUUCCUUGAAACAUUUUUGUGCUAUUGUUUUAAAAAAAAAUAAUUAAAAAACAGUUGGCGUUAAUAAAAAUGUCAAUGUGAAAUAGAUGUCCUGAUGUCCUUUAUUCUCUCUGAUAAGCAACUAAAACCUUUCCUGUCAUUCAGUAGGAUUAUAAGAAGUUUUACUACCAUAGGAUUUUUUUUGAGUCUGAGAAAAUCCAGUUGCUGAAUUCCUAAUGAAUAGUACCUAACCAGAGAAAUCCUAAGAGUCCUCCUAAAUUAGUUCUGGGUUAACUCAGAAGUCUCUUAGAGUCAGCAUUCAGGAGUUAACUUGAGCCUGCCAGUUCCCAUUUAUUGAGGCUUCCUUUUAUCUAGGCAUGUGCCAUUGGCAAAGCAGGGGCAUCAAAAAGAAAUUCUGCUUUAGUUAAAGAACUCACAAUCAAAUUCUGGAAAGAAGUUAUUUUACUUUCAGCAUACAUGCAAGUUUUGUGUAUACUGGUUUAGCAGUUUGAAUUGUGUUGGGGAAAAGGUUGCGCUAGGUAUCUUCCGCUUCCUCUUUAGAACUGCUUUUCAUCCUGCUCUGCGUCCCAGGAGGUAUUGACCCCCAUGGACUGCAUUAACAGGCUCCUUUGCCCUCUGACUUCAGGUUGUGUUGAUCCAAUUAGUUACACCCUCAGAAGAUCAAAAGGCUGAGGAAUGGAUAUUUAGAAGCUAGGGUAUUUAUUCCCCUGGCUUCUAAACUGCCAGGUCACAUAGGUUGUCUUGAGUCCCUCAACCAAGGACUGCGACUCCUAUCAAGCAGCCUCUCUAGCUUCUCGCUCCUUCUCUUUGGCCCUUCAGAUCUAGGGAUAGAAAGGACCACUCAUUUACUAGCUCUGGAUAACUCCAUUAUUCCUUGUUGGUUUCUCUGAACUCUGCCCAUGUCUUUGUAAACAGUCCCUUUAUUAAACCUUUCUCAAAUUA